UCUAACGCGACAAAGCAGCUCGCACGCUGAUUGGCUGACAGACGUGCCCUUCCAAAGUGGGCGGAGUCAGAGCGGGGAGACGACGGAGCUGUCAAACACCGACAGUCGUUUGAAAUAUUAUCAGAGGAGCGGAUAACAAAACCGCAACACUUUACCAAUGUGUAGACUAAUUAACGACAGGGGCAGACUUUGUGUUAGAUUUUGGUGUUUAACCGCUGGAUAAAGGACUUCUAAGCCGUCGCUGGGAGCAACUUGUUGUUAAGUGCGUGUUUUGCAGGCUCUCCCUCGUAGGCUAAUGUGUGUUAGCUCUUCGCUCCGCUUUAGUUUUGUUGACAAAACCAGUCCAUUCGCUAUCGUUGAGCUAGCGGCGGUGUUUCGGAGUUAGCUCGUCAUUUUCUCAGAAAUGUAUCCGGGUACAAGCAUGGAGCCCAGCCCGGACUGUUCCUGGAAACUCCUCCGUGAAUUAAAACUAACUGUUCAAAGAUUGUCGAGCAUGUGAAGAUCUUGUCGUUUUGGACAAUUCAUGCACAAGCAGUGAGGAACUGGACCGGUUGGUAACCGUAAAGGGCAUGAAAACAGGGACAUCCAAAGUAAAAUAAGAAAAAAAGUAAAACCUGAAGUCUAUGUGUGUGAUAUAUCUCCUACCACAACUCACACCGAACACACACCGUGCUGCCGUGAAACCCUCGGCACCGUUAAGACACUCUAUUCCUCUUGUCAUGUGGAUACAUUACAGAAAAAGGCCCAUAUUACCCUCACUGGUAUCAGCUUCUUUUACAUCUCCAUGGACCGGAACAAACGCAACUCUAUUGCUGGGAUCCCAACAUGGCCGGAACGCCUCCAGGAGGACAGGGAUGGGACCGGAGGCGUAGGAAACUGCGAGAUGGGCCCGUCCUCACAGGUGGGCCGGGUGUGUCCGUCCUCCUACAGAGCCCUCAUCAGUGCCUUCUCCUGCCUGACACGCCUUGAUGACUUCACCUGCGAGUGGAUUGGCUCUGGGUUUUUCUCUGAAGUUUUCAAGGUACGCCAUCGCGCUUCAGACCAGGUCAUGGCUCUGAAGAUGAACAAACUCAGCAGCAACAGGGCGAACAUGCUGAGAGAAGUCCAGCUCAUGAAUCGACUCUGCCAUCCAAACAUACUGAGGUUUAAGGGAGUGUGUGUCCACGAGGGCCAGCUUCACGCUUUGACAGAGUACAUCAACGGAGGAAACCUGGAGCAACUUCUCGACAGCAACAAGCACCUGAGUUGGCCCGCCAGAGUGAAACUAGCGUGUGAUAUCGCCAGUGGUGUGGCCUACCUGCACUCCAAAGGCAUAUUCCACCGGGACCUCACCUCCAAGAACUGCUUGAUCAAAUGCGACGACAACGGCUACACGGCGGUGGUGGGAGAUUUUGGCCUGGCAGAGAAAAUUCCCACCAAAGAGGCUGAUGGAGAAAAGCUUGCAGUGGUUGGCUCUCCUUUCUGGAUGGCUCCUGAGGUGCUGAGAGAUGAACCCUAUAACGAGAAGGCUGAUGUUUUCUCAUACGGAAUAAUUCUUUGUGAAGUCAUUGCAAGGAUCCAAGCCGACCCCGACUUCCUUCCCCGCACAGAGAACUUUGGCCUGGACUACCACACGUUCCAGCACAUGGUUGGAGACUGUCCGCCUGACUUCCUCCAGCUGGCCUUCAACUGCUGCAAUAUGGAUCCUAAACUCCGUCCGUCGUUCACAGACAUCGUCCGGCAGCUGGAGGAAAUCCUCGCUCGGCUCAAAGUCGUAGAGAUGGAAAACGACAGUGUUUCACUCACCAGCGACAAUGAGAAGAAAGCCAUGUCGAAAAAUGAGAAAAUCCAGACCUUCAAACGACUGAAUCCUCUUGGCUGCCAAAACGAUAAGAUCCCUCCCAAAUCGCCCCGGCCCAGACGAAACAUCUGGCUCAGCCGCAGUCAGUCGGACAUCUUCUCCUGCAAACCGGGGAGGAAAGUCAACGUGCAGGACCCGUACUACAACCCGCCCAGUCCUGAGAGGAACCUCCAGACCCGCAAGAUCAACCCGUUCACGGCCCGGGAGGACCUCUGCGGGGGCAAGAUCAAGUUCUACGACGUGCCCAGCAAGUCGGUCUUCUCGUUGGUCUUUGAUUUGCACUCGCCUCCGGGAAGCGUGUUCAGCAACCAGCCGCCGACCCACGGGCCUGGAGCGUCCCAGCAGGGGAUGUCCUUCUACUGGCAGCAGCUGCCAGGAAGGCAGUGCCACUCCCUACCGGUGUCCCCGCAGCUGCCGCGCUCCGAGAUGUUCCACCUCACAGACCCGGUCGGAGCCAAUAACACCGGUUCUGUUACCAGUACGUCCACUCUACUCUCUGUCACGCUUCCAGUGACGAAUUCCAGGUCCGACGCGGCGCCGAUCCUGAACGACAUGCGGCAGAAAGCGGUUCUGAGCAGCUGGGCGAGGAAGUACGUGGUGGUGGAAAUCCCACCUUUCUGCAGGCAGAGAGGAGGCUGCGCCGACGACGACGCGGAGGCGAGGACGGAGGACACGAGCGGGGAGAGCUGGUCUCCGAUGCUCACCGGCAGCGAAACGGACAGCGCCGAGGCCAUGGACUGCUCCGGCGGACGAGAGGAGGAGAAGCCGGACCGAGGGACGGAAAGCUGCCCGGUGUGACAAACAUUUCAGCAGGACUGUAGACUCCUACAUGCAGAGACACAAGACUGGAAACUUGUAUUAUUAAAGUAAAGCACUCAAUUUUCUCUAAUCUGUCAAGUGAAUGUAUCACAUUUUGAAUAGAUGAACCACUUGAUUUAGAUAAAUAACUAUUUUUCAACCCGGUUAGCGCAAGAGGCUUUUAUCUACACGCUUUCUGUGAAGAUUAUAUUCUGAAACAAAGUUGUUGAUAUUUAAUAUUUCGAGAUGUAGAUAUUUGUUUUUUUCCUCUAAAACUUUUUGUUUCUCUGCGGGAUAUUGAUGAUCCCUUGUAUUAUGUUUGUGAGUGUGAAUUUCAAGUUGUUUUGAUAAUUCUCAGUGUUCGCUCUGAGACAAAUGCUUCUGCUAAAUUAAAGAAACAAACCCUUCCUGUUUCUGAUGAA
Molecule: messenger RNA, 3060 nt
Organism: Gambusia affinis (western mosquitofish)
Lineage: Eukaryota; Metazoa; Chordata; Actinopteri; Cyprinodontiformes; Poeciliidae
Gene: tesk2
Product: testis associated actin remodelling kinase 2
Exons: 13
Coding region: 785-2638 (617 amino acids)
Biological process (GO): actin cytoskeleton organization; protein phosphorylation
Cellular component (GO): nucleus; cytoplasm
Molecular function (GO): protein serine/threonine kinase activity; ATP binding
Source: RefSeq, a predicted model, not a curated record